Molecule: messenger RNA, 2271 nt
Organism: Closterium sp. Yama58-4
Lineage: Eukaryota; Viridiplantae; Streptophyta; Zygnematophyceae; Desmidiales; Closteriaceae
Source: the annotation of a GenBank genome assembly
AUGCCUCCUGUCGUGAUGUCCGAAGGACCCUGUAACGCGAGAGCGAGAAGCUUUAAAGCGAGGACAGGUGAAAGCGAACUCCUUGAUGGGCUAAAGCAACGAUGGAGAGGUCUCGGUGCGGACUGUAGCGAGUUACAAAACGACGGCUUUCAAUGUGCUGGUUACCACAUCGCGAAGCACGACGAGGAAAACGCGAUCGCACGCGCGGGAAGCACGGACCGGAGUGCUGCGUUAAGGCGAACUUGCAGCGAAGCUGCAGCCGAGCUUCACGCCGCACUACCCGGCGACGGUACCUCCGACAUCCUCCCUCGCGAGGCUCGUAAUCCGGUUAUUGAUCCGUCUCCGUCUGCUCCAUUCGCGGGUGAAGUCCCUCCGGCGAUCAAGCCGUGGAGAACUUUUGAGACGUCUCAAAAGUCGUCUGCUCCUACCGCGGGUGAAGGGCCUCCGGCGUUCAAGCCAUGGAGAACGAGCCGGCAUCCAAACCAGAAGCGGCCGACUCAGCACGGCGGUGUGGAUCAGCGGCCGCCGCUGGCGCAGCAGCCGUGUCGGCCGAAGCACUACCAGCCUGAUGAGCGUCGUCUGUACGAACGGCAGCCUUUAGACAGUCACCAGCAGCAGCACCAGCAGCAGCAGGAGGAUUUGCGGCUGAAAGGCUUGGCAGGACCCCGGUGUCUCUACAGGAGCGAAAGCGCGCUUCCCGCGCUUUCUCUCGAGCAGCUUGACGGUGACAGCGCUGACAGACCGUCGGAUCAUGCUGACGAGGCAGGCGGCCUUGGUGGCCGUCAGAGAUUGGAGGAGAGCGUCGGUCGCACAGUGUCGCUCGAGCAAUCCGCCCUCGAGGCGCUUUCCGCGCCGUUCAAAGUUCCGCACACCCCUCCGCGCGGUCAGAAAACGCGUCGCUUUCCUACCAGCCGAAGCGAGAGCUACACUCACAGCAGCAGCAGCGGCGGCCUCGGCAGCCAUAGCAGCAUCAGCGGAAACAGCAGCGGCAUCAGCAGCAGCAGCAGCAGCAGCACUGCAGGUCACGGAGUCAGCACACCGACAGUCAGUCGCAGCAAAUCAAGCUGCACACCGGCACGCGGCAUCGGCGCCAGGCCUUCUCCCGUCCCCCCGAUCGUCAUCAGCCCGGCUGUGCGCGCCUCUGCGGAUUCUUCCGCCCACCCCCGCGUCUCUUCCCCCAGCCUCCGCCCGCUCGUUUUCUCCCCCCCAGUUUCCUCCACCGCGCGCGGAACCUCCCCGUUCGGACCAGCGCUGGUGCGGGAAACGGUCUCUACAGUAGAGCUGAGCGCGCGGGGGGACGCGGGGAGCUACCCAGGGGGCGCAGUGGGGAAAGCGGGGGACGGCGCGGAGGCGGGGGAGCGGGAGUUCACGCGGCACGUGUUGGGGCGGCCAUACGCGGAGCUUGAGGCGCGGUAUGAGGUGGCGGAGGGGGAGCUGGGGCGCGGCAAGGUGGGCGUGCUGCGCGCGUGCAGGUGCCGCGCGACUGGGCGGCAGUUCGCGUGCAAGACCAUCAGCAAGGCCGCCAUGAUUUGCGAGGAGGAGUGCGAGGAGGUGCGGCGGGAGGUGCAGAUGAUGCAGCGCGCGCGCGGGCACCCGCGCAUAGUCGCCCUGCACGAGGCGCUCGAAGACGUGCGCGCCGUCCACAUCAUCAUGGAGCUCUGCCACGGUGGCGAGCUCUUCCACCGCAUCGUGACACGUCAGCGGUACAGCGAGCCCGCGGCCGCCAGCGUGGCGCGCCAGCUGGCGUCGGCGCUGGCGUUCCUGCACGCGCGGGGCGUGGCGCACCGGGAUGUGAAGCCGGAGAACAUUCUGCUGUGCUCGCGCGCGGACGACACGAGCAUCAAGCUCACCGACUUUGGAGCCGCCACUCUGCUGCUUCCCGGCACACAGUGCACGGAGCGGGUAGGCUCGCCCUACUACUUAGCCCCCGAGGUGCUGUCAGAGCAGUAUGGGCUGCAGGCGGACGUGUGGAGUGCAGGGGUUGUGCUCUUUGUGCUGCUCUCUGGCUCGCCGCCCUUCUCUGGUCGCUCCAACGAUGAGAUCUUCCAGGCCGUCCGAUCCAAGGAGAUCGACCUCACACGCAAGCCCUGGCCGUCGAUCUCGGAGGGAGCGAAGGAUCUCGUUCGUCGGAUGCUCACGAGGGACCCUGAGGCGAGGAUCACCAUGGAAGAAGUGUUAGUGGGAGGGCUGCAUCGGUUGGGGCUGGUGGGGCCAAAGCUUAGAGGGAACAGGGCCGUGCAUGGGCUGCAUAUCGAGCUGCAUGUGCAGUAA